CGACAGGGCACACUCAUGGCACUACACUGCGCAGGCUGGUUUGGGUUUGAGCUCUAUGCAAGUUGCAGCGGGGCAGAGAGCAAGUAUUUCACCCUGUGCUAUUAUAAUUGGAUAAUUAACAAACAUCGCGUCUUUGCUCUUUGAGAAAGAUUUUGUUUUAAGGGGUGUCAAAACAUUGGCACCUCACAGCUGUCAACUCAUAGUGUAACGGAGGACAUUGAAGCCCGUAAUGUUCAAUCCAAACCACCACCACCACCAGCAACAACAGCAGCAGCAACAGUUUCAGCAGCACCUGCGGCAGCUACAGCAACUUUUCCAGCAGCAGCCUCCGCCGCCUCCUCCGCCCCAGCCGUCUCCGGGGCACCAUGUCGCCCAUCACCACCACCAGACACAGCGAGCCAUUCCUGUUCCUCCCCAGACAGCCCCUCCUCCCAGGAUGGUCAACCUGUGCCAGGCGACCCAGACUACCAUCAUUGCCCCCCAAUCCAAUGCUGCAGGGGGCCCUACUGAUGCAGCAGAUGCAGGGUAACAUGCGGGGCUUUGGGAUGGGUGGACAGCAGUUCCGUCAGUUCUUCGCGGCUGGGACCAGAUCGUCUCUGCUUGGGCCGGUUCCCAUGGGCAUGGCCAUGAAAUCCCACAUCAUGGGUUUCCCAGCUGCUCGACCGUACCACCCGCAUGCUCGCUACUACAACAACAACACCACCACCAACACAGCCUCUUCCUCAUCCUUCUCCUCCGUCGCUACCACAGACACUGCAGCUCGCCAGCCAGACAGGAAGAGGGACAGCGAGCAGAUGACAGCAGGGAGCACAGAUGACCAACCAGCAGAUAUCAUUACCAUUGAAGCCAGUGACAAGACUGAAAGAGACGUUGCAGUUGGAGGAGAGGAUGGGCCCAUGCAGCCCUCUGAGGAGCAACUUGAGGAACCUGUAGUUAAGAAGCAGAAGACAGAGGGGUCAGAGGAGCCAAAAGAACAGUGUGUUGUUGAGACUGUCACUAUUGCAGAUACUGAUGGGGUGGUUCUUUCUUCAGAGUGCAACAGCAACAGCCAGCCUGAAGACUGCGUCAUUCUGGAGGAAGGAGGCUCUGGAGGGGGAUCAGAUGUUGUUGAGGCGCUGGAGGAAAGCGGAGCUGUUGAGACGCACAGCUGUUCGUCAGCUCCGUCCCCAUCUGGCAGGCCGGGUGAAGACGACCAGCAGGAUCGUUUAGCCCCGGAGGAGAUGCAGAUACAGGAUAAAGAUACCCCUUUGGCUUCACCAGAGAACCACGAUGAAGGAGAGGAGGGUGUAGGGGACACCAACAAGUUCUAUUGCUACCUCUGCAGCAUAACCUGCCACAACCAGCAAAACUUCAGGGGUCAUAUGAAUAGUGUUUCCCACCAGCAGAGGAUGAUGGAGAUCCAACACAUGAGCAACGCCUGCCUGGUCACCCUGCUGCCACGAAUACAGGAGUCUCUGCAGGGAGCAAACAGAGAUGGAGAUAAGAAAGCAGACACGAAGCAUUGGUGUGCCACCUGUCACACCCACUACACCAGCAGCAUCAUGGACCACCGUCGCACCGAGGAGCACAAACUUGCCAGUAGAACAGCCAUUUCCUCCUGCACAGUCUGCAAGAAACACUUCAGGACCUCUCAGAUUUUUGUGGAGCACUUGCAGUCCCAGGAGCACAGACAGAUGGUGGAGAAGCUCCAGGAAAAGGAGGGCUGUGAGGCCUUGGGCAAGCUGACUUCCAUGGACGCUGAUGGCUUUUUGUUGGAAGAGGUGGAGGGCAUUGAGGUGGAGGAGGGAGAGGAAAGACAGACGAGUGAAGGAGACCAAGAUUGUUCAGAGAAACAGGAUGGCUGGUCCUCCCUUAAAGAAGUGACUCUAAAGGACAUGGCCAGUGAUGAGCAAUAUGAUCCUGACACAGUCUACGGGUCCAGUUUUUUUGUUCCAGUAGCAGGUUUUAUCUGCAGACUCUGCAACAAGUUCUACCACUUUGAAUCUUCGGCCCUACACACCCACUGCAAAUCACUGAAGCACUUUGAGAACCUCAAGAAUUACAGAGAGUUGAUGAGUCAAAAGGGGGGAGCUGUUGAGUCUUCUGGGGAAUCUCUCAUAGCCGCAGCCAGCUUCAGGCCUGGAACAGAAACCACCACAGACUGUGAUGACACUGGUUUAGUGACAGACCUGAACUCCAUGCAGCCUACCAUUACACUCACCAGAGUGAACACGCAGACAGAAAACCAGCAACAGGAGGAACAGGCAGAACUUGACCCGACCUCACAGGACUUCAUCUCCACCUCAGCAACCAGCACUGGCAGCGCAGACCAAGACCUCAGCCUCCACAGUAAGGAGAAUGAGCCCACAUCCCAGGCCUCUGCAGGUCAGGAGAGUCCAGCUGAGCUGCCGGCUGGCAGCAGAGAGGAGCCAGACUCAGAGCAAGCGGCUGCUGAUGAGGAUGCUAAUGAAGAAGAGGAGAAGGAGAAGGAAGCUCCCGGUGUACCAGGGAAAAAAAACGGUACGGGGAAGGCAAAAUCCAAACGCAGGUCAGGGAGGGCCACAAACAGACACUGAUUCAAAGAUAAGAUGUGGAGGAGAGGAUACCAGGUACAACUGCAACCUUAGGACAGGAUGUGUCUGUAUGUGAAGAGGUGCUUUCAUGAAACAGAGAUAUCUAUAAGUGAACAGCUCUGCCGCUCUCUAUUUUGGAAAGGCUUCUUAUGUGAAGUGUUCUCCCAGGGUGGGAAAUUAACACCUGACAGCUAUCAAAUACAGGUUGAAUCAGUGACUGGUGGGUAAGUAUGUUAAUAUUGGCUAACAGUCAGAGGCUAGUCUCCACCAUUAGAUUACAGCAAUCAAAAUGAAUGAAAAGCCAUCACAUGGAUACAUGUGCUGUGUCCCGAUCCUAUAGUACAUAUUCUAAUCUAAGCAGGUUCUGAGUGUGUAGUGUGUUUAGGAUGGAAGUUUACUCAAAACAGUCCUUCUACUACUGCCACAGUGCAUUGCAAAAAGGAAACUGAGGAACUGCAACUGCAAAACAUUAAAACGUGGAUUAAAAACAAAAUUGUGGGUAAAAUGGCUUUAAUGCCCCCAGGGAACAGAAAAAUAAAUAUUAAAUCCUUAAACAUUUAAAUAUUUUAAUUGUGAAUUUUUGAUUGACAUGCAGUGGGGCACGUAUUGUAUGAUUUCUUGUUAGUAUAAAACAGUUUGGUAUGUAGAUUCUUUUAGCCACGCUAACAGUGUGAAUAUAGUAAGACUUUAAUCCAGAAUAGUGUUGUAGUCAAGUCCAAGACUUUUAGGGGCUGAGACCAAGACUGAGGGAGCAUCUAGUGCCAUCAGGUCAAAAUUUUAAUUUUGUUUAAUCUUUCGGUUCAUAUGAAUUGUUACAAAUACCUGCAAAACAUUCCACCAGCUUCAGCUGUACUUUGUGUUUAGCAAAUGCUAACAUGCUAAACUAAGAUGGAGAACAUGGUAAACAUUAUACCUGCUAAACAUCCACAUGUUAGCGUUGUCAUUGUUGCAUGUUGACAUUAGGAUGAAGCAUGGCUGUACAACCUCAGAGCCACUAGCAUGGCAGUAGACUCGUUUGUAUACUAACUGCAAAAUCAAGAGUACCACAACAAUUAUACUAUACAAGCAGAGUGGAAUUAAAACAUGUUCAUUUAAAACCAUAGAAGCUAAACGCAAACGUAAUAUAUACAGUAUUUUAAAAGUAGCAUGAGUGAAGUAUAGAAUGACAUGAAUUUUCCUAGCCACAGGAGAAAAAAAAAGCAAAGGUAUUUUAUUAGGUUACCCCAUCCACAAUUAAAAAUUUUAUCAUUUUUUUCCCCACCUUCUAUUCCGAAGUAUUACAAUCACUAUAAUUGCUUCUGACCCUUAAAUGAACACUGUGCAGUGGUUUUAAAUGUAGCUGGGUUAAAGGAAAGGAGGUGGCUGGCUCACCAAAAAGUUAAUUUCCCACCCUGCUGUCCUCAAAGAUCAGGAAGCUGAUUGUCAGCUUUUGCUAAUUCUGAAUGAUUGUUGAUAUAAGAUAACCUACAACUGGAGAUACCUUUAAACAUUGCUAACCAUAUACAGUAGCACACGCGUUUAGCAACCUGAAAUGUAGAAUGUAACGAAAUUAUUUGUUUGGGCUGGUGACCACUUUUGUUUGAACAAAAGUUGAAAGUCAUGAAUCUGAUCAUUGCUUUUCUGAUUUUUUUUAAUCAUCCAUUUCUUUUUGGGUUCAAGCUGGUGUCAUCUUUGUGGCAAAAAGAGUUGUCAGCAGUUGUUGUCUUGAUUUGGGGAAAAAAAAAUAAAAAAUCCUGUACACAUUCAUAUCGGAAGAUGCUAGAUAUAUUUAUGGACACCUGUCAAAAGAAAUGUCUAAAAACCCUUUUACAGCUCUAAAAUGAGAAUCCUCAGCCAACAGCUUCAUCAACAACAACAGAAAGGUGUUUGUGCUAACCAGACUCUGAAUUCAAAUUACAAGCUGUACCCAACUCUCCCAGGACUGCAGUUUGCUUGCCAGUUAGGGUAAAUAUUUGCUGCUUGAAGUUUAAAAAAACAAACUGUAAAGUUGUUUUGUUUUUUCUUGCUGGGUGUUGUACUUUGCGCCUUCAGAGAACCCACAAAUCAGUAUUUUAGCCCCGAAUUCAUAAAGAUAAAAAAAAUAAAACAUUUGUGUAGAAUGGACACAACAGGGUGAUUUUACACAAAAAUCACAUUUGGUGUCACAAUGCAGUGUACCUGCAUUUGUUUUACUUUUAUUUAUUCUUUUUGCUAUACACUGGACAGAUGAAUCACUCACUUUAAUGGAAGGAGGUGUUUAAUGUCAAAUUAUCCUUGCAAACUUUAAACUCUGAUUUUAAGCACCAGUAACAUACAGCGGAUGAUACCCAUUACAGAUUAUACAAAUGUAUAACUUCCAGCAUUUCAGCAGUAACCAGAAACCACAAGGCUUAAAUAAGGAUGCCUCACUUCCCUCUUGAACAACUAGUGUGCUCUCCUGGAAACAUUUCAUCCUCCAUGUUAGAGAAGGAUAUUUUAAACCACAAACGUGGUUGGCUGCCACAUGUAGCAACUCUAGUAGUCAUGGUGGUAACGGUCACAUGAUUAGCAUUGCAUCGUGUUCUGUCUGAAGGAACAAGACAUGAUGGAAACUAUACUUUGAGAACAGAAGGGAGCAGGAGAGAGAAAAGGACGUGUAAAAUAUAAUUUCAAACAAAGCUGUAUGUUUCUUAUUGUAUUUUUAUUCAGCUACUGACAAAUUGAGAUGAACAAACAGGUGAUGUUUUCUAACUGCUGGACAUUUAAUGUAUUUUUGGAUGUUUGUUUGCCGUUUGGGGUCAUUUUAAUUUAUAUUAAAAUGUCUGACAAUUCCCAUA
Molecule: messenger RNA, 5347 nt
Organism: Micropterus salmoides (largemouth bass)
Lineage: Eukaryota; Metazoa; Chordata; Actinopteri; Centrarchiformes; Centrarchidae
Gene: ciz1a
Product: cdkn1a interacting zinc finger protein 1a
Exons: 16
Coding region: 366-2555 (729 amino acids)
Cellular component (GO): nucleus
Molecular function (GO): zinc ion binding; nucleic acid binding
Source: RefSeq, a predicted model, not a curated record